Molecule: messenger RNA, 3454 nt
Organism: Bombus pyrosoma
Lineage: Eukaryota; Metazoa; Arthropoda; Insecta; Hymenoptera; Apidae
Product: protein Star-like
Exons: 6
Coding region: 899-1921 (340 amino acids)
Source: RefSeq, a predicted model, not a curated record
CAACAGGGGGGAAAGAGAGUCGAGGAGAGAAAGAGAACGAAAGAAAGAAAGGAAAAUAAGGAGGGAAGAAGCGACAGGGACGGCUGUGGAUCGUGUGCCGCUCUGCAGUGCGACAUUCGACGACAACACACGCUCGUUGCUUCCCGUCCCUUCUACGGCGCACCGAGUGCUAAUCAACUUUCGUACACACGCGCGCUCCUCCGCGUCUCCUUCGGUGAUUCCGCUUACGGACCCGUGCUCUCUUCGCCGCCUUAAAAACCGCCGUUUCUCUUUGUUCCCGCGACUCCUUCGACCUCGACGCUGCUCGAAUCCGCGAGUCGAUCGGACGCUGUACGCUCGUCGAUACGCUCGCGCGAGCUUGUCUCGCCUAUACGUAUAUUAUAUACGUGGAAGAAAGUUACGCGACUGUACGGCGAUCGAGGGGAACGUUCGUAAGGGCCGGUUUCUAACGAAGCGGUUUUCUGUCGACUCCGAUCGAGACGGUAGUUCCCUUCGCGACGAUCGAUGUGGUGAACAAGUGAAAAGACGCGUUCCAAGCACGAUCGGCGGAGAUAUUUCAGGAUUUCGUGAAUCGAUUUGCGAGAGAAAGGGAAAAAGAAGAGUCACGGUCGACGUUUUUCCCCGCGCGUCAGAAAAUCCGGCGGUUUGUAAACAGAGAGAGUCUCGACGAGUCACGAAACGAGCAGACCGCUCCUGCUCGCUUUUAUCGACGAUCGUUUCAACGUGCGAAUCUUGUGCGAAGAAAAACGUAAUCCGACCGGCCGAGUGCAGUGUUGGCGAGACGCGGACGCAUCGACGGAGGAGGAUGUGCAGGAGGUCGGCCUGGUGAUACAGCCUGGUCGAUGUCUUCCGGGCGACGGUCACGUCACGGACGGGAUGCGAGACACGAGCCACGUGAAUGUUGUACGCCGUUGAACCUUCCUUUCCGCCAGGCGAAUUAUUCUGGACCGGCAUGGAACCCGUGAAAGCCAAAAUGGCUCCUACAGGGAUGCCCCCAGUCACCGGUGUUCUACAGCCGCCCACGGGAUCGACUCUGUCAGGGAGCACGAUAGCAAACUACAAGAAAAGCUGGUGGAGAAGAGUGGCCUCCUGCUUGGCGUUUCUUGCCGCUUUUUCCACUGCCAUGUCCUUGCUCCUCGUUUGGAGCGAGGCCGCGGCCUUGAGGAGGCAGGCGUUCGACGCCAACAUGACCAGAGACUACGUGUUGAACAGCGUCUCGAUGGACAAUCCUGAAUUAGUCGCGUACAUCAGAGAGGUUCAAUUGAAGCCAACGACGCAGCAGGAUCCGUCGAACGCCACUCAAACCACGGAGGAGAGGUACGUGGCGGGUCUGACCGAGGGAAAACGCGAGGGCGUGUACGUGGAGUACAUCAGCAGGAUAGGCGCCAUUUCCAGUACGGGCUGGUUGGAACGUAACUUAAGUUGGAGAGGCGUUCUGAUCCUGACUGAUCCCAGAAGCUUCUUCGAGGCGCACAGAAGCACCAGAAAUCCAAAGACCAGAGUUCUUCACGCUUGCCUCAGUACCGACAAGGAUACCAAAGAAAUUACCUAUCAUCAAGAAUCCGAGGUUCAAGUUACCAAGUUAGGCGAAGGGCCGAAUAGCCUUGUGUCGUCGGACGAGGGUUUGCCGACCACGAGAUUGAAAUGCUUCCCUUUGUACAGUGUUUUAUUGGCGUACAGCGCCACUACCUUGGAUUACCUGAGCCUAGAUAGUCCGGAUGCGCAAGACAGUCAGGUUCUGGAUACGAUCCCCUGGGAGACGACCAGGAUAUCCGUGGUGUCUAUCCGCUGGAGUCCUCAUCAUAGCGAAACCGAGACGAAAAGCCUGAUCGAUAAGAUGACUAGCAGACGAUACAAGCUGAUGUACACGACCGACACUGGGAACUUGAUCUUCUUGUACAACGCGUUGCUUAAGAUUUGAACUUGCUUGACUAGGCUUGCUUUCCACCGACACAGGACCGUGUUCUACGUUCCUUCGUGCGUUUUUAAAGAAACACGAGCUCCGACAGCGAUGAGAAAUAUCUUUUUUUCGAGUAAAUGAAAAAUUGUUCGGGGAACGGCGUUCGUGACUUUCCUUUAAUCAUCGACUUCGUCGUCGAAACAAAGGGAACACGAACUCCGUCGUCGAACGUAUCUUUUAUCUUCUAUAAAAAUAUAUUUCUUACCGCGCGUGUGCGUAUCGGAUCGUAGAAUGGCCAAGACUUUUCGUUUUCGUCCGUUUAAAUCCGUUUGAAUACAUCGAUACGCGUCUAGUAUCGACUAGCCGUUUCUUCUUCUUCUUCUUCGUUUAUCUUUUCUUUUUCCGCGACAAAGACUGAGUCGAGAGUUAUUUCCCCCAAGUAUAGUUAUCCACGAGAACGCUGAUCGACCAGAGAGUCUCCGGCGUCGAGCCUCCUUCCGACGUACGAUUCGACGAUCGAUCGUCGUUUUUUGGUGCGAACGAGCUCGUGCGCGCUUUGCUUUACGGCGAACGAAGGAAAAGAAUCAAGAGGAACAAGUGUAUUUAGUUUGGUAUUUUCGUAUUUUCGUAUUUUCGUAUUUUCGUAUUUUAGCGUAGAUUCGUUUUAAUCUAGCGUCGAGCCAGUGUCGGAUCAGGACGAUACUGGCGCGUUUUACGAAUAACGUAGACUUUAUUUUGUCAAAGAUCGACAGCAUCGUGACCCGGUAUCCACCAAAAACGAUCGUUACUCGCGAUUUAACGAGCGCUGUCACAGUGAUAACGGAUUUGAUUACCUACACCACGGGCCUUAUUAGCACGUAAGUCGAUACUUAACUAAGCUAUACUAGGAUACGAUAAACUGGUUGUCCUCUGCUCCUUACCAAGGGCUCUAUCGUGCCCCUUUAUCCAGUCUUUCGUAGGAUCCCAGCAGUCGUUGCUUUUACGACCAGGAUAAAGUAGGUUCUUUAUUGUAGGGCGGGGGCGGGGACGGGCAGGGUUUCCAAGUUACUCGACACCAAUCAUAUUCGAGCUCAAAAUUGCCAUCUGCUCGCUUUCUUUAUUGAUUUUUCACGAUGGUCCUUACCGUUCUUGGCCUACGGCUUAUUCUCCGACCCGCAAGCAAGCGAUCGCUUUUGUUCUAUUUUCUCUUAGGAUACGGAUACGGCCGUUGACCAGCUUUUGUCAUUUUGCGCGAAAGACCUUCGGCUAUCUCGAGAAAUUUGCCGUUCUGAGAAACGAACGAAUAUUCCACCUAGAUUGGAACGUUCUUCGAGUUGAAACGAUCUCUUACGCUUCUUACGAUGACCACCGUAGCAGCAGAGGAAAUCCGGUGGUACGAACGCGUCCAACGCGGCGCUUUAAGCAAAACGAUACCCGAUUACAGGGGGCGCGAUACUUAAUUACGCUGUUCUCACGAUAAACUUAGCAGGGUUUAUCGGUCGUCUGGUCAUGGCCAUCGGUGUUGAGCAAAUGGCAAUUUAUUUUUGACCAGCGUCUCCGUCCGAUGGUUUCGAU